AACGCGUAAAAGGCUACCGGGCACUUGUGACAGCGCUGAGACGCACUCUGGGACGCCGUAGAUCCGACUCCAUUCCUCUUAACGGGCCACUCGGAGGUGCAUGGCCCCAGCCCCUCGCGUCAUGAUGAAUCCUGUGCAGGGGUCGCCGUCCCACGACGCCAAAGUGCCGCAUCAGAAAGAGGAGACGGACGCGGAGGGGGAGGAAGUUCAGCCCAAAGACGUGAGCGCCGCGAAGGGAUACAAGCUGCAGCGGAGCAGCCUUCCGUUCAGCGUCGAGUCGCUGAUUUCCAAGAAGACCACCUGUCGGACUCCGUACUCUCCGCCCGACCCGUCGCUGGUUCUGCCCCAGCCCGUGCCGGGCCAGGGCGCGCACUUCUCGCCCAGGACUUUUUACGCGGAGAGGAAAGUUUCCGCGGAGAGCUCGCAGGCUGUUCCCCAGAGCCCCGGCGAGGACAGUCCGCAGUUUUGCGACAAAGAUCAGAGCACUUGGUUCCAGUCGUCCUCCUUUUCUCCUCCUCCUCCUCGAAGCUCAAGUCCAACUCCGUGUACUCUGAGGAAACAUAAAAACAACAGGAAACCUCGAACGCCCUUCACUACCUCCCAGCUGCUGGCGCUGGAGCGCAAGUUCCGUCAAAAGCAGUACCUCUCCAUCGCCGAGAGAGCCGAGUUCUCCAACUCGCUCAACCUGACGGAGACUCAGGUCAAAAUUUGGUUUCAGAACCGUCGGGCCAAAGCCAAGAGACUGCAGGAGGCCGAGCUGGAAAAGUUUAAGCUGGCCUCGAAGCCCGUCCUGCCCGCCUUCGCGCUGCCGUUCCCCCUCGGAGCGCACAUGGGCUCUCCAACGUGGGGUCCGUCCAACGCCUUCCCGAGGCCCAGCCUGCCGGUCCCAGGACUGUUCAGUGGACCCGUCACUUAUGGGAUGUACUAUUUGUCUUAGUGUGUGUGUGUGUGUGUGUGUGUGUGUGUGUGUGUGUGUGUGUGUGUGUGUGUGUGUUUGUGUGUGUGUGUGAGAUGUCCUCCGACCUUGGUUGCAAUACACUUAGUUUACAAAAUCUCCAGAAACAGUGUUUGUAUUUAAAUGUGGCGUUUAAAGAAUCUAUUUGUAAAACAAAAUCUUCGCGAAGCAUUUUUGAUAAUUACGCGUGACGGGAUCAAGUCAGUACACUUGCUCUGCUCACUCUGACACUGUGUCCAGCGCUGCGGGUUGUGGAUUUACAAGCCUAAAUUACUUAGGCGACAGUCCAGAUGUACAUGUCAGGGUUUCAAGCGUCAUGCCUUAAAUAUCUCAGUUCGCGGCCGUGAAACCGGACAUUUAAAGUGUGAAGGAGAAGGAAAAAGUGGAAAGGUUCCGGCUCCUUGUCUGGAGUUUUUUUGGAAACCGCAGGGCGGCUGAUUUCAGUCAGUUAAAUAGUUUAAUUCCCAGAUUUUAAGGCUAUAUUUUGUAAAACACGGAGCAAAAAUAUAUUUUAGAAAUCACGUAUAUUAGAUCAUUUACUCUCACACCGUGGCCUGUAAGGGAGUGAUAAUAGAAUGUGUUUCAUGGCAUUUUACUGUAAAUGUAAAUAAAACGUGUAGCGUUGAUAAAGUCCUGGAGAGCAGCAGGAAAUGUGAUAUUUAUUGAAUAUCUUUUGUAUCUGUACUGUGUACAUACAUCACUUUAUCGAAAUGUUCAGUUACUUGUAAACUGAUUUUAGUAAAUAAAUAUUAUACAUGA
Betta splendens (Siamese fighting fish) is the source of this 1714-nucleotide messenger RNA. Its product is annotated as homeobox protein MSH-C-like. Gene Ontology annotation, biological process: regulation of transcription by RNA polymerase II; embryonic morphogenesis. Gene Ontology annotation, molecular function: RNA polymerase II transcription regulatory region sequence-specific DNA binding; DNA-binding transcription factor activity, RNA polymerase II-specific. NCBI's taxonomy places the organism in Eukaryota, Metazoa, Chordata, Actinopteri, Anabantiformes, Osphronemidae. The record is from RefSeq and is a predicted model, not a curated record. Gene Ontology annotation, cellular component: nucleus. The transcript is spliced from 2 exons. The coding region runs from base 101 to 937 and encodes 278 amino acids.